Galeopterus variegatus (Sunda flying lemur) is the source of this 2404-nucleotide messenger RNA. It is a transcript of the gene MAP2K1, whose product is annotated as mitogen-activated protein kinase kinase 1. Gene Ontology annotation, molecular function: ATP binding; protein kinase activity. Bases 281 to 1462 code for a protein of 393 amino acids. NCBI's taxonomy places the organism in Eukaryota, Metazoa, Chordata, Mammalia, Dermoptera, Cynocephalidae. The transcript is spliced from 11 exons. The record is from RefSeq and is a predicted model, not a curated record. Gene Ontology annotation, biological process: protein phosphorylation.
GCACCGCCGCUCGAACCCGAGACUGAGGAAGAGAGGGAGGAAGUCCCGGCUGCCGAGCCGCGCGCGCACUGCCCACUCCUCUCCGACCCGGCGGCGGCCUUUCGGCUUUCUGCGCGGGGUGGGUGGGGCAGGGGUCCCAGGGGACUGCCUCUGGCCCCUCGGCGCUGACGGGAGCGCCCCCAUAAGGUAGUCUCCGGGCCCGUGGCCCCGACUUGGCCCCGCACAGCGGCCGUGGGGCAGCCCUCCCCACGGAGUUGGAAGCGACUUUCCCAGGUCCAAAAUGCCCAAGAAGAAGCCGACGCCCAUCCAGCUGAACCCGGCCCCUGACGGCUCCGCGGUUAACGGGACCAGUUCGGCGGAGACCAACCUGGAGGCCUUGCAGAAGAAGCUGGAGGAGCUGGAGCUUGAUGAACAGCAGCGGAAGCGCCUUGAGGCCUUUCUUACCCAGAAGCAGAAGGUGGGAGAACUGAAGGAUGACGACUUUGAGAAGAUCAGUGAGCUGGGUGCUGGCAAUGGUGGUGUGGUGUUCAAGGUCUCCCACAAACCAUCUGGCCUGGUAAUGGCCAGAAAGCUAAUUCACCUGGAGAUCAAACCUGCAAUCCGGAACCAGAUCAUAAGGGAGCUGCAGGUUCUACAUGAGUGUAACUCCCCAUAUAUUGUGGGCUUCUAUGGUGCAUUCUACAGUGAUGGAGAGAUCAGCAUCUGCAUGGAGCACAUGGAUGGGGGUUCCUUGGAUCAAGUCCUGAAGAAAGCUGGAAGAAUUCCUGAACAAAUUUUAGGAAAAGUUAGCAUUGCUGUAAUAAAAGGCCUGACAUAUUUGAGGGAGAAGCACAAGAUUAUGCACAGAGAUGUUAAGCCCUCCAACAUCCUAGUCAACUCCCGUGGGGAGAUCAAGCUCUGUGACUUUGGUGUCAGUGGACAGCUCAUCGACUCCAUGGCCAACUCCUUUGUGGGAACAAGGUCCUACAUGUCGCCAGAAAGACUCCAGGGGACUCAUUACUCUGUGCAGUCGGACAUCUGGAGCAUGGGGCUCUCUCUGGUGGAGAUGGCGGUUGGGAGGUAUCCCAUCCCUCCUCCAGAUGCCAAGGAGCUGGAGCUGAUGUUUGGGUGCCAGGUGGAAGGAGAUGCGGCUGAGACACCACCCAGGCCAAGGACCCCCGGGAGGCCCCUUAGUGCAUAUGGAAUGGACAGCCGACCUCCCAUGGCAAUUUUUGAGUUGUUGGAUUACAUCGUCAAUGAGCCUCCUCCAAAACUGCCCAAUGGAGUAUUCAGUCUAGAAUUUCAAGAUUUUGUGAAUAAAUGCUUAAUAAAAAACCCUGCAGAGAGAGCAGAUUUGAAGCAACUCAUGGUUCAUGCUUUUAUCAAGAGAUCUGAUGCUGAGGAAGUGGAUUUUGCAGGUUGGCUCUGCUCCACCAUUGGCCUUAACCAGCCUAGCACACCAACCCACGCAGCUGGCAUCUAAGCCUUUGGGAAGCAGCAAAGAGCGAGUCCCUGCUCAGUGGCGUGCCAUGUUGCUUUUGGGCCUCUUUUCCAUGCCUGUCUCUGUUCAGACGUGCAUUUCACCUGUGACAAAGGAUGAAGAACACAGCAUGUGCCAAAACUUUACUUGUGUGAUUUUUAAUAUUACUGUCUUUAUUCUUAUUACUAUUGUUAUUCCCCUAAGUGGAUUGGCUUUGUGCUUGGGGCUAUUUGUGUGUGUUAGUGAUCAAAACACAUGCCAAGCUGAAUUACAGUGAAACUUUGGUGACUGUGGGUAGUCAUUCUUACUGAUAAUUGGACUGCUGUUCCUGCUCCAUGACUGGCUGGCCACCUGUAUUUUCAGGAUUAUUUGACACUUGGUGGUACUUCAUUCUUGCUGGGCUACCUUCUGAGUGGAAGGGAGCCUUGUGAGAUUCUUUACAGGCAGUGCAUGUGAAGCAUGCUUUGCUGCUAUGAAAAUGAGCAUCAGAAAGUGUACAUCAUGUUAUUUUAUUAUUAUUUUUUUGCUUUUGACGUAGAAUUCAGCAGUUUCCAUCAAAAUCUAGCCAGAGCCCUUCACUGCCAUGAUAGCUGGGACUUCACCAGUCUGUCUACUAUAAUGAUUUGUAGACUUCUGGUUGUACUUCUAUAUUUAUUUUUAAAUAUACUAUGUGGGAUAUUUAGUGGUAUGUCUCUCUCUUAAGUUUCGAUUAGUGUUUCUAAAAUGGUGGAGUUAUUUUUGAAUGUCACAAACAGAUCAGGCAUUAAAAUGUGUCAGGUUUAUCUUUCCCCAAAUCCAAGUAUUGAUGCUACUGUAAACAAUGUGUAUAGUGCCUAAAAAUUGUAUGAAAAUCCUUUUAACCAUUUUAAUUCAGAUGUUUAACAGAUCUAGUCUCUUGAGAUUCUAAUAAAUAUACUAUCAAGUUAAAAAAAAAAGGGAAAGAUA